UCGAUCACGUUUUUGCCAGUCACUUCCGAGCUAUACCUAGGCUUGCUCCGCGUACUUUCUCCAUCCUACAACAACACAAUUGCUUCAGCUUCGACGCCAAGCUGCUGUCGAUCCUUGCUUCACACAACGCGACUGGACCUUCCAACUCGGCACCUCUCAUGUCUUCGGAGCAGAUGAUGGAAACAGAGGACUUGGCUUCCCAGAAAAGAAAGGCCUCCGCCUCGCCAUCUCCAGAGGAUGGCGUGGCUGCUAAGCGCACCAAACUGGAGGACGAGAAUGGCCAGGACAAGAUCAGUGAGACUGUCGAAGGGGAAGCGAAGCCAGAAACCGGAAAGACAGAGGAACCUGUGAACGAUUCGACGGGGGAGCCGGCCGGCACAACGAGGGAGGAUCACGCCUCGUUGCAUACCAAGGACGAUGAUCAUGCAAUGGAGAACGAGGCUGUGGCACGCGCCGACGAGACCACAGUUCAAAGCCCAGCCACUACUAGGAGAGAGUCCGACGCGCAAAAGGAGCAGGCCGCACCGCCGUCUCGAAAGGCACCACUUAGCCCCGAACAAACGCGGAAGAAUGUUAGCCUGGAGGAGAAGAAACGGGGUAGGCGCUUAUUUGGUGGUCUCCUCAACACGCUAAGUCAGACUACGCCCAACAACUCGCAGCAAAAGAGGAGAAAGGAGAUCGAACGCCGCCAGCAGGAACGAGUGCAGCAGCAGAGAGUCGAGGACGAUAGGCGCAGAACCGACCUGCUUGCUGAGCGCAGACGCUUCCGGGAUGCCAAGCAGGUGGACUUCGAAGAGCGAAUGAUGCACCGGCGGCAUGAAAAGAUGCUUAUUUUGGCUCACAGCUUACGGACCGUCAGCGAGCCUGUAGUGUACUACAAACCAUGGGAGCUUACCAAAGAACAAGAGGGCAUCAUCGAUGAACAAAUCCGCGAAGCCGAGGAGACCAUCGCCAAGGAGGUGCGCCAGUUCGAACUUAAACAUGGAAGGCCGCCAAAGACUGAGACCAAGGUCCAGUCAAAGUCCGAGAUCCAACCACCGCCAUCAACCGGUGAUGAUGAGGACGUCCGGAAAGAACAAGAUACAGUUGGUGAGCAGCCUAACAAGUCUUCAGAAGAUGCUAACCAUGGUGCUGUUCCGUCAUUGCCAUCGGACGGUAUGCCGCCGCCAGCAGCAGCAGCAGCAGUACCCUUGAGCACAAGCACGGGCGAUGACAAGGGCGUUACUGCCGCUAGCAUUGAUACUACCACUCAUGACCAGGACCAUGAUGGAGACGAGAUGAUACAAGACGGGGAGGAUAUGGUCAUAUACUAGAGGUAACUUUACCUAUUCCCACUAUUGCAAAAUAUCCCGGUCUGGGUCCAACCUGUCAGUUUUGUCUUGGGUUGUGGUUCCAAAGCAACGGUUUGAGUUUCGAAAGCCAGCUGGCUGGCCGAUGUCAUAUCAUCAUCUAACUUUGGGGCCGUAUAUGUGAAAGUAAAGGAGCAUCCCUGAGCCA
Neurospora tetraspora is the source of this 1497-nucleotide messenger RNA. Its product is annotated as pinin/SDK/memA/ protein conserved region-domain-containing protein. Bases 159 to 1313 code for a protein of 384 amino acids. The record is from RefSeq and is a predicted model, not a curated record. The transcript is spliced from 3 exons. NCBI's taxonomy places the organism in Eukaryota, Fungi, Ascomycota, Sordariomycetes, Sordariales, Sordariaceae. Gene Ontology annotation, cellular component: catalytic step 2 spliceosome.